Molecule: messenger RNA, 3036 nt
Organism: Papilio machaon (common yellow swallowtail)
Lineage: Eukaryota; Metazoa; Arthropoda; Insecta; Lepidoptera; Papilionidae
Gene: vg
Product: protein vestigial
Exons: 5
Coding region: 1-879 (292 amino acids)
Biological process (GO): regulation of transcription by RNA polymerase II
Cellular component (GO): nucleus
Source: RefSeq, a predicted model, not a curated record
AUGUACGGCGCCUACUACCCCUACCUGUACGGGCGCGGCGCCGCGCGCUCCUUCCACCACGCGCCGCACUUCCAGUACGACCGGCUGAACGUGCAAGCCGGCAAUGGCGGCGAGUACGGCGCGGGCGCGGCGGCGCUCAGCUCAGGCUCGGCCUCCUCCGGUGCGCAGUCGCCCGCCUCGCCGCCGCAUGCGCACCUGCCGCUCGCGCCGCACGCGCAUUCCCACGCGCACGCUCACGCGCACGCGCAUGCCCACGCACACGCGCACACGCACGCGCCGCACGCUCACGCCGCGCAUCACUCGCCCCGGCUGCGCGCCAAGGAAGAGGAUUUGUCUGCACAUGGACGCGCCAGUGCUGACGGCGGCGGGUCGUCGGAGUCGGAGGGCGAGUGCGGGGCGGGCGCGGGACGCGGGCGCGCGCAAUACGUCAGCGCCAAUUGCGUCGUGUUCACGCACUACGCGGGCGAUGUCGCCGCCGUCGUCGACGAGCACUUUGCGCGCGCACUCGCCAUCGAUAAACCCAAAGAGAGCGUGCCGCUGGCGUCGCGCAACCUGCCAGCGUCGUUCUUCAACGCGGCGGCGUGCGGCGCGACCGGCGCGGGUGGGCCGGGCGGUCCGGGCGCGCCUGGCUGCGGUCUCGAGCUGUACGAGUACGACCCCUGGCACCAGCCGUACGGCUACGCGCGCGACUAUCAGCACGUCGGCUACGGCGGCUUGCUGCUGGGUCGCGGAGGGCUGCACGCGCAGUACAAGCCCGUCGAGUGGGGGGCGCAGCACGCGCACCUCGACCCCGCCGCCUGCGCGCCCUACUCCUACCCCGCCGUGCCCGGUCUGGAGGCGCAGGUGCAGGACACCUCCAAGGAUUUGUACUGGUUCUGAGAACGCACGCGGCGCGCACUUAGCGUGCGGCGUACCCGGCGUGCUCGACGUGCUCGGCGUGCUCGACGUGCUCGGCGUGCUCAGCGUUCUCAGCGUGACCGGCGUACUCGGCAUGGCCGGCGUGCUCGGCGUGCCCAGUGUGCGACAGUUACGCAUCUCGGCUGCGCCCGCCGCGUGAACACUGCAAGGCUGUAAAGAAAGACAUUACUCUAGUUGUAGGCAUAAAGUUAGGUAGCAAGGCUUAGACAUAGUUAAGCUUAGCCGACAGGAGCGGCUCGCACUGCUCCUGCCGCUCCUGCCGCAUCUGACGCUCCUGACGCUCCUGUCGCUGACGUAUAAACAGCAAGGGUUGACGACACCUCGCUAUUCUGUGCUAGUGUAAAACAACACUACGAUGUUUUGCAACUUGAUUCUCCAACGACAAGCUUAACUUCUUUUCAGUUCAAUUAAUCUAAAGCUGCGCCUGUUGUAGAAUUACAAAGUUAUCCAUCGUAUUUAAAAUGUAUUAAGCUAACUCUCUACCUGAUAUAAUGUUCUGCUGAAUCACGUCCACGUCAAACGUUUUGUAUAUUGUACCGCGACGAGUGGACAUGUAGUGCUUUCAUCUCAAGGGGUGAGUGCGGGUGCCCAGCGCGCGGUUUAUACAUACAUUUGUCGUGGCCAGAUUAAGGAUAAUUGUGCCUACAAGAUUCAAACUUUAUAUCGGCUCACGUUUAUGCAAACACUGAUGUCUGGUCAUGAGUCUCAUUCUCGUGGCGGAAGCGCCCGCACAUCCCGCCAAUAGCUGAGAUUGUGUUAUGCGCAGCGAAUCUUGCGACAUUGAAUAGCUAUAACUCACAACAACCAUGCAGUAUAGUGGCAUAUGUCACAAGAGUGGCGAGGGCGCGCAGGGAGUUCAUAACGCACAUUCGCCCGAUAAUGUUAAGUGUAAUUUUUUCCGCAGCGCAAGUGCACUGCAAUUGAUAACAAUUCUUCCUUGGCAAUAUCAAAUGCAGGAAAACGGGCAAUGCGUCAGGGGCGGGCCGUAGCGGGGUUGGGCGGUGGCAAUAGUUUACGUAGAAACAUGUACAAUUGUUCGAUUACGAUUGUGGAAGAAGUGCAGCGAGUGCAAGUUGUUGGCGUCAUGUCAGCGGUGGGCUAAGCUAUGCUGCGACACAGCCCUGCACGCCCCACACCCCAUCACUAGGUAUUCAAUAUAUAGACAAGUAUGUAAAUACAUACCUAUAGCUAAAAGUGAAUAAAUAGGUUAGAUAUAGUUGUAUACGUAGUUAUUUGGCGCUAGGGCGCGCAGUUGUACAUAGGGCAUAGGGCGCAGAAGCGUGCGGCGUGCGGUAUACGGCGCUAAUCGCACAGAUCUCCACUACAAUACCUUUUGUCGAUAUUAAUUUCAUCCGUGGAGUCAGCAUCGCUUCAGCAAAACAUUUGUAAUCACUGAAUAAACAUGUUUUAAACUUAGGUUCCGUUGUAAUUACUCGUAAUUAGAACUUAAAAAGAUAAUCCAAUUGUAAUAUACACAUAUGUGUGUUACUAUAAAUACCCCGAACUACGACGAAACUUAGGAUUCAUUGGUAAAAGCUAAGGUUUACCGACUAGGUGUGGUAAAAGUCGGAAUCUUUGAGUGAUCUCUGUUUAUUUCGAGCAUUUGAUUCCAUUAAAUCAUAAGAUUUUCUUCGAAUACUUUUUCACAAGUAUCGAUGAAUAGUCGAUUAAAAUUAUGUUUUUUAAGAAAUCAAAAUUAAUUUUGAUUUUAAUUUAUAUAGAACAUAACAAAACUAAAUUAUCUUUAAAAUAAAAUUUAAUUUAAACAGGCGGUUUUCGAUCUUUACCAUGUACCUACUUGAAGUACUAUAUCUUGUGAUUUACCUACUUAGCGAAUUGUGGUAAAUGCUCCAAAUAAACAAAGUCCAUGUAACACUUGUGAAUUUUACCAUAGCUAGUUGGUAAUUCUUCAGAAUAUCAGAGAUCGUGGUUUUUUGGUAACAUACAUAAAGCGUGCUAUAUGAAAAAUGUAUAAGAGAUGAUCAGCAAUACUGAAAUUAUAGUAGUUGUAAGUAAUUUGUAAUAGAAUAAUAGAAGUUGUACCGAUGUGAUGAUGUUUGUGUUCGUGUCGGACGACGACCGGCGACCGCGCUCAAUGCAAUAAAUCUAUCAAUUUAA